Molecule: messenger RNA, 2419 nt
Organism: Crotalus tigris (Tiger rattlesnake)
Lineage: Eukaryota; Metazoa; Chordata; Lepidosauria; Squamata; Viperidae
Gene: CAPNS2
Product: calpain small subunit 2
Exons: 1
Coding region: 485-1393 (302 amino acids)
Molecular function (GO): calcium ion binding
Source: RefSeq, a predicted model, not a curated record
GUUGUGCCUCCCAAGGGUUAAAACAAACAAGCAUUGCAGUGUUUGCAGAAAUGAAGCUUGUGACUGAGAGACAGACACAGAGAGAGAGAGAGAUCCUGUGUGUGUGUAUAAAGAAAAAAGAAUUUUAAGUACAUAAUAUAAAACAGAUGAGACUUCUGCAGUAUUGAGCUGGGUGGUGGCCUCUAGGAUUCUUAGAAAAAGAGCCAACAAACCAGAGAAAAGAUUUAAGAGGGAGGCAAGAUCAAGGUUGCUGGAAAAGUCUUCCCCCUUCCAAAUUUGCAGAAGGAAAAUUCCACCCUCGCUGGGCUUGGGCGAGGCCCCGUGCCCACAAUAGAUUCUAGCUGUGGAAAAUGACGUGUGCGGACAUGAGGGAUUGCAAUUUCCUUUGGCAGCAAAUCCGUUCUUGCAGAACACGCCCAGCUCUGCUCUCUUCACACACACUCGGAGCUUCUGAAAGACGCUGCAGGUUCUGGGACUCUCCACCAUGUUCCUUGCUCAAGCUUUGCUAGAUGCGGCCACCGGUGGUGGUGGAAAAGGAGGAGGAGGAGGAGGAGGUGGUGGUGGUGGUGGUGGAGGAGGAGGAGGUGGUGGUGCUGGAGCCUUCCUGAAGAACUUGGGAGGUGGUGGAGGCACUGGAGGUGCCCUCAUACGAGGCCUUGGUGGACUCCUGGCAGGAGGAGGAGGAGGUAGUGGUGGAGGAGGAGGAACAAGUGGUGGUGGCGGCGGCGGUGGCAGUGGUGGUAGCAAAGCCAGCAAUGUUAUGGGUCUUCUUGGAGGUCUUGUGAACAUCAUCAGUGAAGCAGCAGCUCAGUACAAACCAGAGCCCCCACCAGCCCCUCGCAGCCAUUUUGCCAAUGUGGAAGCCAAUGAAAGCGAGGAAAUGCGCCAGUUCCGACGACUCUUCACCCAACUGGCGGGCGAUGACAUGGAAGUGUGUGCCACCGAGCUGAUGAACAUCCUCAACAAGGUGAUGGCCCGCCAUCAGGAUCUGCAAUCCGAAGGCUUCAGCCUGGACACUUGCCGAAGCAUGGUGGCUGUCAUGGACAGUGAUGCCACCGGCAAGCUGGACUUUUACCAGUUCAGGUAUCUCUGGAACAACAUCAAGAAGUGGCAGUGUGCCUUCAAAGAGUAUGCUGGCCCGGCAGGGAAAAUUGAGAUGAGGAAUUUGCCCACAACUUUCAAGGCCGCGGGGUUUAACCUCCACGAGCAACUCUACGCCCUGAUGAUCCGUCGCUAUGCCGACGAAGAUGGCAGCAUGGAUUUCAACAACUUCAUCAGCUGCCUGGUCCGUCUGGAUGGAAUGUUCCGGGCCUUCAAAUCCCUGGACCGAAGUGGUGAUGGAAAAGUCCAGAUGAACAUAGAAGAGUGGUUACAGCUUACCAUGUACUCUUAAAACAACAAGGGGUGGUGGAACGUCAAAGCAGUGGUUGGCUCUCCUUGGACCGUACCAUUGAUGGGGGGGGGGUUGAGGGACGAGGGAUAGAUGGAAAGUAAAAUUGCUUCUGUCCAGACUUGAAAUAAACCUUUCUGCUUACAGGGAGUGCUUUUGGGCUGACAGCACCUUGAGAUAUUGAGAUUAGCCAAUGCAUGCCUUUUCUAAGAGCAUUUGCUCAUUGCUUAUGUUUUGUUCUGGUUUGUUUGUUCAAGGCUGUGCCUGAAUUCUGCAAUAGUAUUAAGGUUGCAAACUCAUGUUAGCAAUGUUGGAAGUGCACGGGAACCUGUGGGUUAUUUCAUAGGAAACUGGGAGGAAAACCCAGUGUUUUAUUGCAAAAUAAAAUAUAGCCUGCUCUCCUUAGGUUAGUGGCUAUGUUGUGCAAAAUGAAGCAACUGUUAUUAUCAUUAUUUCAAUUUUUUCCCCACUCUGCUUUAGGAGAGCGUGUUUUGAUCUCCUUUCCUUAUUUUGUUUCCACUAUUGUUCUUAUCCUCUCCUCCUGUAUUGAUAUUUUGGGAUUCGAAGCCCCAAAUAAUCCCUGGUCUUGUUAAGGUAGUUCUUUUUUUUAAAAAAAAAACAAGGAAAGUCUAAUUUACUUUAAUUUACAAAUGUUUCUGUUAUUGAACAUAAUCUGUAAUCUCAGUUAUCCCAGUUGUCCUCAGAUCAUGGAUGGGCACUCGGGAUCCUGACCUCAUUUUUGAGGGAAUAAGAUUAGGCUCUCCCAACUUGUUGGCCUUUAGAUUCGUAUAUCUAGGUUACCAUCAUAGUUCAGUAAUGGUCACUUGGAAAUAGCACUCUGGGGGAUUUGGAAAACAACGUGUUGUGUAAACGCAGCCAAAGGGAGAUGGCAUCUGCAGCUUCUGGGUUAGCAGCUUCUCUCUUGCUUUUGCUGAACGCCGGUUUGUUGUAGAAAGGAAUCAUAGCAAAAGUAGAUCUUUUCCGUCUGUUGUAAAGAAGAGAAAAUAAACUUGGAUUAUAACAAAAAGA